Homalodisca vitripennis (glassy-winged sharpshooter) is the source of this 3319-nucleotide messenger RNA. RefSeq lists its product as uncharacterized. Lineage: Eukaryota; Metazoa; Arthropoda; Insecta; Hemiptera; Cicadellidae. The transcript is spliced from 2 exons. The coding region runs from base 1 to 375 and encodes 124 amino acids. The record is from RefSeq and is a predicted model, not a curated record.
AUGCAGGUCUGUAUACAGGUGAAGCCCUCAUCGACAGCCCGGGUCCAGUUCGUAGUAGUGCCCGGGACGAGGCUAGAGGACAUGGACACCUCUGUGUUGAGGCUAGAGAUUGAGGCGAUGCCCAGGCUGUUCCACGACGGUCGACUGCGCCUGCGCUGUGUGGCGACGCAGUACACUCUGUACCGGCGCAGUGCCGAGCUCGACAUACACGAGGACACUCCUCACAUAGCGCCGGUCCUCGGCCCCACAGCGCCUCCAAGCCUCGAACCGACAGGUGGUGCUGUGCGUCCGAGAUCGAGAUGUCUUCCAACAUUUCUCAUCACAUUAGUCACAUGGUGCUUGUCACGUGACAUGAUGUUCAUUCUCUGGAGGUAGCCUUCAGGGACCUAGAGUCACGGCUGUGACGGGAACUGUGCCAUUCAACGUUUCGAUAGCAAUAUGUAACAAUCGAUUCUUGAAUUUAAGUGAUGCGACAAAUAUCGAACACAACGGCUUUUACGGAGAUGUAACCGCUUUUACCUUCGGAACCGAACUUGUAAGAUUCGGUCGAAUUCCUUUCCGGAUGUGAACCGAGGAGCUACCUAAAAUUAAAUCUGUACUUAGGGUAAAAAUAUUAAAUGAUAAAGGGAAAUUCUCACUCUUUAUGAGAGUAGCACCACACAUCGAGUAAUAUUAAUCGAGUGUUAAUCUAGAGUGCUUAGCACUUUUAAUAUUCGGUCAUAACAAAUUUAUUCGGUUUCAUUUUGCAACAUAGCUGGGACCUCUUGGAGGACACGAACCUUGUACCAGAACUUCCAGACAUUCCAUCCCUUAUCCUGAGCUCUCGGUUAGUGACCUUGAAUCCAACCAUGCACAAAACACAUUAAACAUAAUUCUUAAUCACCUACCACAAGAAAAUAACGGCAUAGGAAAUAAUUUUUCUUCAAAAUUGAAGGAUAAGAUAUAAAUAAUAAGGAUCGUUUUCCUCUCUUGACUUCUUAUUGCUUGCAAUACUUGUGCGUGUGGCUCGUAAAAAAGGUUAAAUUAGGCAAUAUUUAGUUCUGUACAGGUAAAUGUACACCAAAGUCCUUAAAAUUUUACGUAUAAAAUUAAUAUUUAAUUAUUAAUCUUUCACUUUUAUUUAUCAUUGCUGAUAAUAACAAUGAAGUUAAACAACAAUAAGUGAAUAACUCAUAGCAGAUCUUUAUUUAAUCUGUAUGCAGUUCUUUUGCAACAAAGAUAAUAGUAUUGUAAUUAUUAUCUUUUGACUUUAUACAGUUUAAUCAAAUUCUUCGCUCUUCUCAAGUAAUUUACAAAAUAGCAAAUAACUUAUUUUUAGACCAAAGGAUGGGGUGACGUAAGAUAAAUCUUUAGAUGCACUCUAAGAAAUUAAUGGUUGUAAUAAUAAAUUGUUUCUCCCUCCCCACUUCUUCUCAGUAUACAAACUCUAUACUAUUACUUCCUACAGUAACACAAGGUUUUGAAAAUCGUCAAUGGUAACUUUAUCUCUAUAAUAUGUACAUAUUUCUCAAUAUUUCACUUUAUAUAAUUUAAAGAACACGCAAUACACCGUAACAAACUUUCACGUAAAUAUGUAAGAAGUUAUUUUUUGUACUAUAUUAUAGUUAUUACAGGGAUAUAUUUUGGUUAUUUUAAAUGUGUGAAAGGCUCAGUUUUUUACACAGGGGGACCCAAAAGUUUCGCCCUCACCGUAACUUACGAAUAAAUACCUUUAAUUUAACAAUAUUUUUGAUGAAGUUAAUUAAUAAUAUAAUAUUUUUAAUUCUAUUAGGGACAUGAACCAUCAUCGAACUCUGUAUACAAUUAAGCCGUACAACCGAGUAUCAGAGGACCCGAGUACUAGCCUUUGCUCAAGUCUAUGGCUUAUAUAAUUAUCGGGGAUGUAAUGUGGACUGAUUCUAUUAGGGACAUGAACCAUCAUCGAACUCUGUAUACAAUUAAGCCGUACAACCGAGUAUCAAAGGACCCGAGUACUAGCCUUUGCUCAAGUCUAUGGCUUAUAUAAUUAUCGGGGAUGUAAUGUGGACUGAUUCUAUUAGGGACAUGAACCAUCAUCGAACUCUGUAUACAAUUAAGCCGUACAACCGAGUAUCAAAGGACCCGAGUACUAGCCUUUGCUCAAGUCUAUGGCUUAUAUAAUUAUCGGGGAUGUAAUGUGGACUGAUUCUAUUAGGGACAUGAACCAUCAUCGAACUCUAUAUACAAUUAAGCCGUACAACCGAGUAUCAAAGGACCCGAGUACUAGCCUUUGCUCAAGUCUAUGGCUUAUAUAAUUAUCGGGGAUGUAAUGUGGACUGAUUCUAUUAGAGACAUGAACCAUCAUCGAACUCUAUAUACAAUUAAGCCGUACAACCGAGUAUCAAAGGACCCGAGUACUAGCCUUUGCUCAAGUCUAUGGCUUAUAUAAUUCUCGGGAUGUAAUGUGGACUGAUUCUAUUAGAGAUAUGAACCAUCAUCGAACUCUAUAUACAAUUAAGCCGUACAACCGAGUAUCAAAGGACCCGAGUACUAGCCUUUGCUCAAGUCUAUGGCUUAUAUAAUUCUCGGGGAUGUAAUGUGGACUGAUUCUAUUAGGGACAUGAACCAUCAUCGAACUCUAUAUACAAUUACGUCGUACAACCGAGUAUCAAAGGACCCGAGUACUAGCCUUUGCUCAAGUCUAUGGCUUAUAUAAUUAUCGGGAUGUAAUGUGGACUGAUUCUAUUAGGGACAUGAACCAUCAUCGAACUCUAUAUACAAUUAAGCCGUACAACCGAGUAUCAAAGGACCCGAGUACUAGCCUUUGCUCAAGUCUAUGGCUUAUAUAAUUAUCGGGGAUGUAAUGUGGACUGAUUCUAUUAGGGAUAUGAACCAUCAUCGAACUCUAUAUACAAUUAAGCCGUACAACCGAGUAUCAAAGGACCCGAGUACUAGCCUUUGCUCAAGUCUAUGGCUUAUAUAAUUAUCGGGGAUGUAAUGUGGACUGAUUCUAUUAGGGACAUGAACCAUCAUCGAACUCUAUAUACAAUUAAGCCGUACAACCGAGUAUCAAAGGACCCGAGUACUAGCCUUUGCUCAAGUCUAUGGCUUAUAUAAUUAUCGGGAUGUAAUGUGGACUGAUUCUAUUAGGGACAUGAACCAUCAUCGAACUCUAUAUACAAUUAAGCCGUACAACCGAGUAUCAAAGGACCCGAGUACUAGCCUUUGCUCAAGUCUAUGGCUUAUAUAAUUAUCGGGAUGUAAUGUGGACUGAUUCUAUUAGAGACAUGAACCAUCAUCGAACUCUAUAUACAAUUAAGCCGUACAACCGAGUAUCAAAGGACCCGAGUACUAGCCUUUG